UUCCUCAAUGGCGCAUUUCUACAGGCUUUGCGAGUUGGAUAAACUCGAUUCGCACUCAAGUAUGAUGAUAUUUCAAUUUUGGGAAAAUCAUCCAUCAUCUGACACUUGCAAAAUUUGAAACGUCCGCUGAUAAUUCACUGUGCUGUACAUAUAGCAGAGAGAGAGAACCCCCGGCACAGCAGCGCUGCAGUAAAAGUUGUCAAACCGCGCCGACUCCGCGUUCAGAAACCACUGUGUAUUUACAACUAUGAUAGUUUUCGUUGUUUUUAGUUAUUAAUAAGAAAAGUUUGAAAUCGUCGAAAUUUAAUCAUCGUGAUGUCGAGCGACAAAAAAAAGAAAUCGUGGGCGGAAAAUGGCCUGGAAGAUUGGGGUGCUUAUAUGGCAGCAAAAAAAGAGAAAUUGGAAGAUCAAUUUCAGGAUGCUGCAAAAAAAGAGUUUCAAGAUGCUACCCACUUAUUUUCGGGUAUUGCAAUCUUUGUCAAUGGAUAUACAAACCCAUGCGCGGAUGAACUCAAGCGCCUGAUGAUGGCACACGGCGGGAUCUAUCAUCAUUACAUGCGUUCUAAAGUUACGACUCACAUAAUCGCUUCAAACUUGCCAUAUUCAAAAAUCAUUGCCUACAGAAAGUCCCAGAAUCCACUGCCCAUUUGCAAACCUGAAUGGAUUACGGACAGUAUCAGCGCACAACGUCUCCUGGAUUGGCGAGCAUACGUUCUAUACUCCAAUUGCUCCAAAACUCAACCACCCUUGCGAUUCAAUGAAAAAACCCACAAUUUAUUCUCAGGCAUGAAGCCUGAUGAAAAAAUGGAUUUGGAUAUUAAUGAGAAAAAGGGGAAUAUCAGACUGGACUCGACGAAAGGCGGAACAGAAAAAUUGAAGGAAAUUGAGAACCGCAGCGAGGGUAGUGCUCUUAUGUCGACGAAGAACCCUGAGUUUUUGUCUGAAUUCUAUAAUAAUUCCCGGCUACAUCAUAUCUCAACAAUGGGGAUGACGUUCAAGGAUUACGUGACAGAUUUACGAGAGAAGAGCGAGGGUAAAUUGGAGGGUCUGGAGAGAUUGAUAAAGGAAAAAGAAGAGAAGGGCAAGAAAUGGUUGGGAGGAUUAAAAAAUGAGGGUUGCUCAGAUUCGGAAGAGGAUCUGUUUGAUUCGGAAGAUUUGGACAACGAGCGGCGCAAGGUUCAGCCAAAUGAAACAUGCAUAAUGCACAUUGACAUGGACUGUUUUUUCGUUUCUGUGGGUUUGAGAAAUCAGCCUGAAUUGAAAGGAUUUCCAAUCGCUGUUGCUCAUGCCCGAGGCAACGGAGCUUCAUCGUCGAAGAGGAACUCGGAAGAAGAUCGCAACGACGAAAUCAAGGAACUUGGCUCAAUGUCCGAGAUCGCGUCCUGCUCGUACGAGGCCAGAAAGGCUGGUGUCAAAAAUGGAAUGUUUCUUGGACAGGCCUUGAAAUUGUGUCCGAACCUUCGAACGAUAAAAUAUGAUUUCGAAGGCUACAAAGAGGUUUCUUACGCGUUGUACGACACCGUCGCCUCGUAUACUCUGAUGAUCGAGGCAGUCAGUUGCGACGAGAUGUACGCGGAUGUUACUACUGUUCUCGCCAAAACGGGCUUGAGACCCCUUCAAUUUGCAAAUAUUAUUCGUGAUGAAAUCAAUACGAAAACUCGGUGUCCCGUAUCAACGGGCUUUGGAUGCAACAAACUUCAAGCGCGUCUCGCGACUCGGAGCGCCAAGCCGAACGGCCAAUUCCACCUCGAAAAUCGACGCUUUCGAGAUCAUAUUGCCUCGACGAACGUCAGAGACUUGCCAGGAGUCGGAUAUUCGACGACGCAACUGUUGAAUAAAAUCCAUGUCCGUACGUGUUCCGAUUUGCAGAAGAUUUCUUUGCCCACCUUGCAAAAGGAAUUUGGUAAAAAAACGGGCGAGCUGUUGUACAAUAUGUGUCGUGGCAUCGAUAACACGAAAUUGACGAUCGAGCACGUGAGAAAAUCUGUAUCGGCCGAAGUCAAUUAUGGCAUACGUUUCGAAACUCCAGACGAAGCGCAGCAUUUUUUACGAAAAUUAUGUCACGAGGUUUGCACGCGAUUGGAAAGAGCAAACUCCAAGGGCAGAUCCGUGACGUUGAAACUUAUGGUACGAGCCAAGGAUGCACCCAGAGAAACUUUGAAAUACAUGGGUCACGGAAUUUGCGAUAAUAUCUCGAAAUCAAAAAAUUUCAUAGCGCCGGUUGACGAUCCAGUUGUCAUUACAAGGGAAGUAAUUUCGCUGUGGGAUCAGAUGCAGCAGCGAUUCGAGGACAUUCGAGGUGUCGGUAUCCAAAUUUCGAGGCUGGAAUCGAUGAGAGGGAAAACCGGAGGAAUUAUGGAUUUUCUUGGCAAACCGAAACGUUCGAAUGUCGAAAGACAAAUAAAGGAGAAGAAACAAGUUGUAUGUACCGGUACGAGUAACGAUAUCGAGGCCUCGAAUGACAGAGUUGAAAAGGCUGCUCGGAGUGCGAAUGAAGAAAGACGAGGAACUAAUGAAAACGAAAUAGGGAUAAAUCGGGGAACCGAAGAAAUAGCAAUGCCAGAUGAGAUUGACGAAAGCGUAUUGUUGGCAUUGCCGGAGGAAAUCAAACGAGAAAUUAUGGAGUCGCGAUCGUCAAAAAUGGAAAAAGUUCCAAAAAUUCUGGAUGAACCAACGAAUUCAUCGAAUGCAAACGAUUCUUGUUUGCCGACCGAUCAAAGAUGGCAGACGUCGGAUUACGACGAAUCGGUAUUAAAGGAACUUCCGACACAGAUACGGAACGAAGUUCUCGCGGGAAGACCAGCCAAAAUUAAUAACGAAACGAAGAAACGAAACGAUUCUACUCAGACGCUUCAAAAUAAUUAUUUCAAAGAUAAAAAAUCAAUUGCCGGUCGAACGUCAGAGAAAGUGACGACGAUGCCACCUAUUGAAGAAAUCGAUAUGUCAGUUUUAAUCGAAUUACCGGAGGAUAUUAGAAACGAAAUAAUCAACGAGUAUAAAAUGAAAAAACAGAAUGAAAAAAGAGAACAGCAGCUCGAUAUCCCAGAGAAAAACGAGAGGCCAAAAUUACCAACUGAAAAUAAAAAAAAUGAAGUAGCAUCGAUCGCAAAAAACGCCGCGAACCAAGUUGCGGAAGAAGUGAAUUUGUCUUUUUCUCAAAUAGAUCCUGAUUUUUUAGCUGCUCUGUCGGACGAUGUCAAGAAUGACGUUGAGAUGUAUUGCAUGGUCAAGAAAAAAGAAAAACUCGCUAAAACGAGAAACCUCAGUUCGAACGAUUCUAUCGCGAAACAUCGCAAUCUCACCAAAUUGAAUAAAAAAACUGGUCGUCCAGUCAAAACGAAAACCAAAUUCGAUCACGAUUUUUUCAAAAUCCCGUAUUCUCGGAAGAACGCCCAACAAGAUUCAGUUCCGGCAAAAAUUAACCAGAAUCCCGAACCACAAAAAAGUGGGAAUUCACGAUUUCUCGAAAAUAAAUUACACACAUUAGUAGACGGGCAAUUUGGUGCUUCACUCGACCAAACCCAAGAAAUACUGUCACACCAGUCUAGCUACAUUGGAAAAAAAGCGAAAACCGAAGAACAGGAAAUGGUCACGAGUCUCGUUAAUCAUUUAUUCACGCUCCCCCGUCAACAGGUAAAAAUGCAAAUACAAACAUGGAUAUCCCAAAGUGAAAUUGUCAACGAUAUAGAUUCGUUAUCGCUUGCAACAUUUCUGAGCAUGCUACCGAAGAAAAAACGCCUCGAGGAUUUACACAUAUUGUUGAAAACCAUGCACAGAUGCAUCACCAAAACUGGGAGUUGCGUUUGGCAUGAGACCUACGUGAAAACGAUGUUUCACGUUCAGCAUUAUAUGCAGAUUGAAUACAGAAGCAAAAUGAUGCUGCCGAAGAUAGAGUGUGAUUGCUGCGAAUUAUCGAGAUCCAAACAGCAGCCAACGACAGAGGGAAUCGCGCAAUCUCAGAACCUCAUCUCAGGAGAAUUUACAAUAAAUAACUAGUCAUUGAUGUUUGUUAUUUUAAUGCUCUCGUUUUUAUACAAUUUUUGUCUAACGCGAGUAGAGAAAAUGGAGAAAAAAAAUUAAAUUAUAAAAUGAAGGGAAAAAUAAAAUAAUUGUGUUAAAAAAAAACGAUAUUUACAAGC
Venturia canescens is the source of this 4139-nucleotide messenger RNA. RefSeq names its product Rev1 DNA directed polymerase (gene Rev1). Gene Ontology annotation, molecular function: DNA-directed DNA polymerase activity; damaged DNA binding; deoxycytidyl transferase activity. The transcript is spliced from 7 exons. Gene Ontology annotation, biological process: error-free translesion synthesis; error-prone translesion synthesis. Gene Ontology annotation, cellular component: nucleus. Lineage: Eukaryota; Metazoa; Arthropoda; Insecta; Hymenoptera; Ichneumonidae. The record is from RefSeq and is a predicted model, not a curated record. The coding region runs from base 316 to 3996 and encodes 1226 amino acids.